CCAUAAUUCGACAUGUCUGAAACGGAGCCAUGAAAAUAUUAAAAAUUAAAUAAUAAAUACAUAUAAAGCCGAAAUUUUGCAGUUUUUUAAUUUUAUUAUUAUUAAUUUAAUUAAUUAAAAAAAUGAAAAAUGAUUUUAGUGUUUUAAUUUAUUUUUUUUUUACCAGCAUUCAUGUUAAGCAAUUAACGAAAGAGCGCAAAGCCAAAAAUGAUUUGAUUUGAGUUUGAUUGUUUUUUUCUAGAUAUAUAGUUGUAUACCUUUGUCAAAAAAAUGUUAUUGUUUUGGUUGAGUUUCUGUCAUUAAAACUAGACAAUUAGAACAGAAGGUGGACUGAUUUUCGCCCUUGCUGUAGCAUAAUGAGCAGUCUCACUCUUUUCUUCAUUUUUUCAAGAAUAGCAUGUGCAUUUUUUGUGUAAAAAAACUAAAUCAAAAAGGCUGUUUGAUAGAAAACAUUUCAUAUUGACGGCUGUGGUUGAGACUGAACGGAUCUCGCACAGAGACGGCGACCAUUGGCUUAUUACUUAUGACAGGUGCUAUGAGCAUGACAAUUCGGCGUUGUGGUGUAAAGAUGACUGGUCAAUCACCCUCUUGAACCGAUUCGUUUUAAGAAAAACACAAAUAAAUUUCUUGCAACUCAGAACUGACUGAGCGGCACAAAUCGAUGUGUAAAUCUGCACGAUGGUCCCCACGCCAAGCCCUGGUCUGCUUGAUGAGAUAAGUGAACAUCAGCCUGGAGAAGUCGUGCGUGUGUAAUGGUCGCCUGGGGUUAAACUGCAGAGCGGCUGCUUGUGGCUUCAAGCCAGAGCUGACGACUGCGCCGGAGCUUCCCGAGCACCGCCGAUCUCGGAUGGUCCACAAACCCGACAAGCUAUUCGCCCCCAUUUAAGACUGUUGUGGCCGUGUUGGGGGUGAUGGGGGUGGAGCAGAUCCGUGGGAUAGAGAGGAAAAAAGGUGGAUAUCCAGAAGCCAUCACUUCUGAGCCCCUCCCAGUCCAGUGAUUUUCGGAUUCAAGGCUUGAUAAAGAGACAGAUUAUUCAAGAUGAAAGUAAUCAGCGCUGCAGUGCUCAGCGCCCUGUUUUGCACUGUGGUGUCAGCAUCUUUGAAAGUCAAAGAGGAACACAAGACGGCCUUCUUUGGGGAGGACAUUCACAUCGAUGUCCCGCCUGGGAAUGUUAGUGAGGUUGUGUUCAAACCCAGGACCAAUCGCUCCUCUGUGGUGGUUCUGCUGCGAGCAGGCCAGGUGGUGAAUCCACGGGGCCGAAUCAACCUUCUGGGCCACCUGGUGCUGGAGGACGUGCAGGAGGAGGACGAGGGCGUGUACGUGAUCAAGAACACCCACAACCCCAACAUGGUCAAGCACCUCCUCCUCACUGUCAGGGACUGCGCUUUGGAGCAAGUGGUGAAGUAUGGGGAAAGCUACACCAUCCAUCUGAACCAUGUCGAUGGCCCCAUCACCCUGGAGUUCAGGCCCAGUCUGGUUCAGCCCAACCAGACCGAGACACAACAUACAACCGAGCCUCCACCCGUGGUGCUCUACAACCAGACGGCGGUGUCAGCAGAGGAAUAUGUGGGACGCCUCAGCGUGACGGAGAAGCAGGUGAUGCUGCACUCGGUGAGGGUGACCGACGAGGGGAGCUUCACAGUGCUGGACCGCGAGGGCAAAGUCAGGAGGAGGAACUGUCUGAACGUCAGAGAGCACCAGAACUUCUUGCACCUCACCUAUGGACAGAACCUGAAGAUGAAACUCUACCUGCACCAUUCCAAUGUUAACGUCAUCUACAGGCCCAAGUCAGACAAUGUGGACCGGGUCAUCCUGGACCAGGGGGUUCUGGUGACACCACUGGACCCUCUGCUGGAGGGCAGGCUGACCGUGAAGGGAUCAGAGCUCAUCAUGAAGAAGGUCCAUAUGGCUGACACGGGGGUCUUCAAAGUGACAGACCUGGCUGGGUUUCCUGUGGCUCAUGUCUACAUAGAGAUAGAUGCCUAUAAGCUGCCUCCCCUGACUGUAGCCAUCCUCUCCCUGCUGAGCCUGAUCGCCUUCAUGCUGCUGGUGUGCCUGCUGUCCUGUCUCUAUAAAAUCCAUAAGAGGAACCAGAAGAACAAGAAGCUGAUGCUCAUCGCUCAGCAGGCCGGCAAGGGAGACGGCGAGGCUUUCAGACAGGUGGUCCAUGAGGCUUACAGCAGGUUCACUGAGGAAUCUAUGAUGCAGUCCAUGUGUGAGAAUAUCCCGGAGAGCACAGAGGUCACAAUCAAGGGCCUUGAGGUGACCAAACCAGGAUGCUACCAGGCUCUCAGCUCUGACAACUUUAUGGAGAUGAGUGACUCUGGGGUGGAGUUCACCACCUCUGGCGUCCCACUGGACAGUGACACUGAUGCUGCGAUGACCUACGCCUCCCACAAGCCCCUCCUGAACGCCAUCUCUCCUACAGCCGUGAUCCAAGGGGCUCAGUCCGACAGCAUGGCGGCCACCUUGACCCCCCACGGCGACCUCAGUGCCAGCCGGACCCCUGACUCUGUCAUGAGUGCCAGCCCUGUGUCCAAUCCUCGCUCCCUUGCAGGUGUGACCCCUGAUGGCAGCCUGUGCGGAGCUGCAUCGCCGGGAGCAGCCUCCAGGGGCACCGCUGGGUCGGAUUCAGCCAAGACAGAGGGAGGGGCCGAGAGCGGAGAAGCUGGGCAGAAGGAGGGGUCCACUCAGAGCACCUGAGACCAUGCACCAGGGUGUAUUUCUUUUUUAGCUCAUGGUCCUUAUACAGUAACGACAUCCACAUCUACUCUUGCUCUGUGUUCCUGGGAACCCUAGCAUCUCCAUCUCCACCACCAAAUCCUUGAUCACUGCAUUUGAUGCAACAUCACAGACAAAAUAUUCAUGCUUGGAUCUGGAUGACAGUUUAGCUGAGACGAAAAACAAACAAACAGGCAGUUGCACAAAAUGCACAAUAAGAAAUUGAAUGCACUUAAUGGGAUGCAAAAAAAAAAGAAUAAAAAACCUAACCCCUAUCAAAUGAAGAACAAAGCAAUUCUGUGCAUAUGGAAAAUGCAUGCAUUUAAAUUAAACAUUAAAGUAGGUAUCAUAGUUCAGAUCUGCAGGGAAAUGCUAACGUUAGAGUAGACUGACUGCAUGCAAGCUUCAAUGGGCCAAAGAAGCACAGGCUCAAGAAGAAGCUGUGAAAAUGGCAAAACAUUCUCAGCACUUUCAGGAAAACACCUAAAUGGGAUCAGCUGGCUUUAGCUCCUGUGGAAAGGCUGUCAAAAAAAAAAUUCAGGAGUCUGGCAGUUUGACAGGUAGAGUUGAUACGCUGCGAGGAGUCAGACAUCGUUUUCUAAGACCAAGGCUACUAACAACAACAGCAAAGAGCUCCGUCUGUAUUCAGGUGAAUCUCAAUGCAUUGCUUCUGACAGGGCUUUUGCACGCACACACGGCAUUAGACAAACGCUGCGAUGGUUACAUUUCUUCCCACCCACACACAGACUCUAUUAUUAACAGUACAAGCAUGUCAGAAAGCAUCUCCACCUCUCAGAAGGAAGUGCUUGUCUCAGCACUCAUUCACCGCUAUCCGUGACAAAAACCUCCUCAAACGUAUUCUUCUAAAAACCCUGCAAACUGAAACAAGCUCCGUAGAUUGAACACCACCCUCUUCCGCAUGUGCUGGUGGUUGUUUUCCUUUCUCUCAUAUCUUGGGUGUCGAAGCUGUCACGUUUGAAGACAUCAUCCAAGAAAAAAACCCAUCGAAACGUCAUCUCAUCUCACUCAUGCCAACGGUGAAUGCUGGAGAAAACACUCACACAUGACAGCUAACUGUAGACUCUAUCCUCAUCUGACUUCAUUUGAGAGUUUGAGUUGUCACAAGCCCUGUCAGAGCAAAACCGAAUUUGAAGAAUGCUGUGCAACACUGCUGGGACUUUUGGAACAGCUCACAAGAACAUAAUUGGAUUCUUGUUCUCUUCAGAGGAAGGACUGCUUCACAGACACCAUGGAGUGAUGAGAGGUGAUAAAAGAGGCGACAGAGAUGGAACAGGGUAUUAUUCAGGCAACAGAUAAAUGACUUGCAUGCUUUAAAGCCUCCUAUUUUCAUCUCAGCCUCCAUCCAACGGACAGAGCUCUGAUUAUUGCGGCCCGGUUGUUUGCCAAAAAUGAAGUCACAGGAAAGACACAGUCGGAUCAAUCUGUGAUAAGGACGCAGCCGACAGCCCUAAUGGAACGAGGCUGAAUCACCAUAGUAUGUGUGCACCAAUAAUAUUAGACCUUUAGUGCACAGAGGCACGAUUUCUUUCAGUCCAUGAAAAAUAGGAAAUGAAAAAUUGGAGGACAUGCUCAGAGUAUAAAAAUUAAUAGUUAAAGUCUGUGGGUACAUUUGCUGCUUGUACUCCAUGAAUCAGUGACAUUGAUGUGACUGACAGAACCAGUAUCAGUAUUAAAGGGUCGUCUCUCACCGUCCGCUCAACCAUAAACAAGAGGAAGGUCAAAUGUUUACAGAUAUUUCAGUUUAAAUGUUUUCAGCUUCUCUGUAACCAUGUUACGCCUCCCGUCGGAUCAGGGGCAUUCCAAUCCCAACAACUGACAGCUCAUACUGUACAUUUCUUUCAUGCAGAGAGCUCAAAAGCAUGUGUGGGAUUACAAAAGAGCCUCAAGACGUGACAGGGUGUGGUGCAGAAGUGGUGAGGCAGCUUCUAAAUGACGUCCGUGGAUAAAAUCUGCAGUCCUGCUGUUUUAAAGUUUGGUUUGUUUGAGGCCUGGACGCAUCAGCGGCGGCUCAUUUAACCACACACUAACCACACUCAAUAACAGUAAACACAUUUUGUGGGAGAGAGACAAGAACACAAGUGAUGACCACAGAAAUACAAAUGGGAGAGUAGAAAGAAGUUCAAACAUGUUGAAAGCGAAGCACAAACAAAGUGAGUUAAAUUAAGCUCUCACUUCUGUAACAACUGCUGUCCAAACGUGCCCCCCCACCUCCACAGGGCCAAGCAGUCUGCACAGAGCUCGUGCACACUAAGACUGCAGCACUUUCACACCUUUAUGCAAUCCGAGCAGUCAGAGCUGUAUCUUUGUGAUCUGUCCCGACGACCCCAUUUAGACAUCGCUGUUAAUGUUUCCAUCGACGGCUGCUUGCAGCAUGGCUACCUCUGUGUGCUGUAAAUGAAUUGAUGUCAACAUGGAAGGUCUGCAAGCUGUACGACCUAAACCUCUACGGGUUACUAAAAGCAGCCAGACAGAAAAGCACAAAAUUUAGCAUGUGUGAGCCUUCUGAAGCGAGAAAAAGGUUCACACUGCAGUUAAAAGUGGCAACAAAUACGUAGCAGCUAUUGUAAAUAAAUGAUGGAUCUGCAAAAAAGCGACCAGAAUAACAAGCUCCCUUCUUAUUCAGGAAAAUCAAGUUUGAACUGAGUCUUUAUUUACUGCAGACGUUAAAUUCGGAACCACGAGUGUGUAAAAUGACUCGCUGAAGUGUUGAUUUUGUGUGUGUGUUAGAGCAUCGCUCUGCUCAUGCAGGGACUUCUCGACGUCUUAAUUCAUAAGGCCUGAUAUGACGGUUUAGUGUGCUAAUGAUAACUUGAUGGUCGAAGGAAUUUCCAGUUAAAUCUAAAGCAAUAUUAAUGAUAAUGGCACUGAGGCAUCACUAUCAUCCACCGGGCGGAAAGAGGACUCUGACGUAGCACAUCUCAUCAUCAGUCACUCUUAAUCAUCCCCUUUUUUUCCACUGCUGUAAAUAUAGAAGAUAUGUGGUCUGCAUGUGUACAGUAUGAAAAUGCUAAUGUGUUUCCUACCACAAGGCUUAUGCAAGAUUUUAUAUACUUUCAAAGCACUGCACUGAUCCUCACUCAUCCACAGUAGGAGUAGAAAACCAACAUGUAAGAGACUCUCUAGUUUAAUUCAUGCAACAUGUUCACACAGCGAUGCUCUGUGAAAUCCUUUCAUCAGAAUUCGUGCUGGAGUAUCUGUAGCCACCUGUGGGGUGCGCUGUCUGACACGGGGUGUUGCUCUGAAUCAUGGAUUCUUAUUUAGACUCCUCAUUUCAAGUCCAACAAAGCAGAAAAUCAGCAUGUUGUACGUUAAUGUCAGAAAAGUCCCAUUUCUGUUGAACAUUGGUUUAAUAAAAUAUAAUCUUAAUAAUAAAAAUAAAACACGCCAAUAAAAAACACCUGAUUUAAGUAUAAAUAAACUUAUUUAGCAUACAUAUUUAGCCUAGCUUAGCACAAGGAUGCACAGGUGAAACAGGGGAAAACUGCUAGCCCCCUUGAAUGGAGGAGCUCCACAAAUACUCAUGUUCAUCCCCCCAAGCAGAUGUGUGGGAAAAUCUGUUAACAUGUGCCUCCUAGUUAAGUCUGAGAUGUUGAGAACUUCUGUAAUUUCCACCACCUGGUGAAAAGAUGCGCAGCCACGGCAACAAACCACUCGCAAACUGGCUACAAAGCUACCGCUGCCAGUAGCCAUAUUAACGCUAAUGCAAUCUUUUUUAAAAAGGAGGGGUUUAUUCUUUAUCUGGUUUCAGUUCAGCUGUCUUUGCCACAAAUCUGCUCUGAAUACACUUCUAGCAAUGCGGGGAAACCUCUUGGAGUAGCACAGGAAUGUGCAGGGAGACGUACUUCACUUAUUUCCAUUCUGCCAGCAUCAUUUGAAUGCAGCAUAAGAACCAAAUCAGCAUUUUAUAUUCCAUUAAUGAUGUUGGGUGAAAAGAUUUAGACCCCCCCUCCACGCCCGUUUUAUCUUCUGCUGAUAUAAAUAAACCAACCAGGAAAUUCACCAAUUUCGGGCCUUUGUGGAGAGCUAGAUAUGUUGGAAUAAUAAUGCAAAAGUUCAGGCAGCCACUGCUGCUGAUGAAAGCUUUAUGAAAGGAUUUCACUUUCUGUCAUUCAACCCCGUCUGAUGUUUUCUAUUUCAUUACACAUCAGAGCCGCUAUUCACAAAGCCUCUCAGAACAGAAGUGCUGAUCCGUGUGUGGGUAGGGGGGGAGAUUUAAUAAAAUGUUCUUUCGGUUCUGGUAGAUUCGCUCUUCUGUUAAUCUACUAUUCUCUGUAAUUCCAAAGAAUAUAAUGAAAUGAUGCCUGCAGUGUCGCAGUUUGCUAAUACCUCUGAUUAUAACAGAAAUUUGCUUUUUAAAUAUCAGAAGAACCGUCAACUGCAGCUUCUGACACUAAAGAUGGGUUCAUUUUAAUUCACUCCAGUGCAAUUCAGCGGCUCUUGCUGUGAUUGAAUUUAGUCUUAUCUUUCAUUCAGGAUGGAGAAAGUAAUUGAAAAUCAGUGGUCUUUGUCAUUUUAAGUUCACUCUGUGAUACACAGCGUGAACAUUUUUAUGAAUAAGGAACACAUAAUUCCUAAUCAGGUGGAUAUUCAUUUGGACAAACUGAUUCCAGUUCAGCAGCGCUCCUCCUCUGGGCUACACACUCAGAAAUACUUUUCACUUUGUCUGCUUGACAAAGAUUUGUCACACUUCCGUCCCUGCCCUGAUGCUCCCAGCACCCGAGAAUGUGUUUUAUACAAGAAAAAAAGUAAUAGUCCGAGAAAUAAUUUUCAUAUCAGCAGUGUGUUUGUUUUACUUUGGGACAAACGUGCGUCUUUCCAAACUAGACGAGUGCUUUUGGUGAAAAAAAAUAAAUAAAUAAAUAAAAUUCACAGCUCCUUUGAAUGAAUGAUAGCACGUGCUUCCAUACAUGUCUGUGAGAAUUUUUUGUAGCAUCACAUUUAACACCAAAAAAAGAUUACUCUUGCUACUAAUAUGCUUCGUCUUCCUCUUCUAUUAUAGCCUUUAUCUGCUGUCCCAGUAUAUCCCUGAGAGUUAGUGUAACUGCAGCAUGCUGACCUGUAGAUUGCUUGUGGGACAGCAGCCAUGACGCUCAUAGAUAACGAUGAUAGGAAUAAUAUGAAUUGCACUGUUCUGUACAGCUGGCCCUCAUGAGUCCAUCCUGAUGUCUGGCCCCGUUUUCCCAUGAUCCUCCUGAUCCUCGGUGUCACCCUUCACUGCUGGCUUUCAUGAGUCGUAGUUAAAGGAGAAUACUGAUUAUUAUUAUUUGUUUAAUUGAUGCCAGCUUUUAUCUCUCACUGGUGUCGGUGCAGCUGAAUCAAGAAAGUUUGUUUACAGCCAUUCAUUAUUUUUAAUGAAAAAUAAAAUCUAUCAUAAAUAUUUCCAUUAGAACCUGAAGCCUCCAUUUGACAGUCACGCCUUGUUUUUUGUGUAUUUUAUUGCUAUUAUUGAAUAAUUUCUGUCCAUCUCAGGUGGAAAUAAACAUCUCCACCUGAAAAUAAAUAAUGUUUUUAACAUAUAAGCUUACUAA
Messenger RNA from Scatophagus argus, 8271 nucleotides. RefSeq lists its product as uncharacterized. The record is from RefSeq and is a predicted model, not a curated record. Bases 1040 to 2704 code for a protein of 554 amino acids. The transcript has 10 exons. NCBI's taxonomy places the organism in Eukaryota, Metazoa, Chordata, Actinopteri, Scatophagidae.